Penicilliopsis zonata CBS 506.65 is the source of this 282-nucleotide messenger RNA. RefSeq lists its product as hypothetical. NCBI's taxonomy places the organism in Eukaryota, Fungi, Ascomycota, Eurotiomycetes, Eurotiales, Aspergillaceae. Gene Ontology annotation, cellular component: mitochondrion. The transcript has a single exon. The annotation marks the transcript as partial. The record is from RefSeq and is a predicted model, not a curated record.
GGGGAGCCCAUUAAACGCGAGCAACUUUUUGCAUACACAAACGGGCGGUUUUUAGUGAAUGAGAAAGAACAGGUGUUGAAACGCUAUGCAGAAUUCGAUCUUGAUGCUCUCUGCACACUGGUGUCCUCAUUGCCCUCAAUCUCUUCGCCGAUCGAAAAGAUCGAAAAGAUGGAAGGGGGCUUCAACAAAGCGUUGUUGAUGACUGCAAUCAAUGGGAAAGAGGUGAUUGCUAAGAUUCCUUGUCCGCGUGUUGUGCCACCAAAAUAUAGCACCGCGUCGGAA